AUGCCACGUGAUCCAAAGGGUCCAAAGGGCCCAAAGGACCAAACAUCCAAGAAAUCGAAGUCGGAAGAGCAAGCAGAGAUGGCGGUGCUGCGAGCUCAGCUGGAGUUGGCCAGGGCUGAACGCGCCAGAGCAGAUGAGAAGAUCCGACGUUUGGAACGGCAGCUCCUUGGAGAGGCGGGCGCUUCCAAGUCAUCCAAGUCAUCCAAGUCGCCAGAAUCCCCGGCUGAAACAUCAGAUUCUUCAUGCGGAGCUGAAGCAUCAGAUGCCAGUCAUAGCCAGGCGGAAUCUGAUGAAACGCCCAAGUCACCCAGCAAGUCACCCAGAAAUGCUGGAGUUGAUUGGGGAGAGAUGUUUCUGGACAUGUUGAUGGAAGGAAUCGGAGAUGGUUUUCCUGGAUCGAUUCGCCAGUCAGCACAGGAAGCCUUGCGUGAUGGGCCACAGCAACGACAUGACAAUCAUUGGACAGGUUCGACAGGUUGCAACUGGAUUGGUGGCAUCCGACUUGCGUGGACAUCGCCGCCAACUGUGCAAGAAGUCCAACGGCAUGUUCAAGAACAUUUCCCAAGGCCAAUUCAACCUGGUGACUCUUUGAGUAAAGUUGAUGGCAAAUCUGUGAAGGGUUUAAGCCGGCAAGACAUCCUAGGCCUUUUGCGGAAGUUUAAGGGAAGCAUUGGCUUCAAGAGAGGAAGCCAUGACAUGGUGAUCAGGGAAUCAGCGAAGCAUGCAUUAAAGAAAGGUCCAGAGAAGGAUGCCGAGCACAGCGAGGGGCAAAAUUGGAUUUGGGGGUUCCUCUUUGCUUGGACAUCUCCACCCGUGGUGCGUGAGGUGCAACCAGAGGUUCAACAGCAUUUCCCGAACCCAGUCAAUCCAGGUGAUGUCUUGCAUCAGGUUGACAACAAGCUUGUUGGCAAGCUGAGUCGCGAAGAAAUCUUGAAGCUUCUCGUUAAGUACAAGGGCAGCAUUGGCUUCCAAAGUCGUCAUGGUGACGAUUACCGAAAGUCGGCACAGGAUGCUUUGGAACACGGACCCCAAGAAGAUGCAGAAUCUGGCAAAGGCUGUGAUUGGAUCGGUGGCAUCUUGCUAGCAUGGACGUCUCCUCCGGUGGUUCGUGAUGUGAAACCAGAGGUGCAGAAGCGCUUCCCACGGCCAAUCUCCCCUGGUGAUAUCUUAUGCCGGAUUGAUGGCAAGCAUGUCAGAGGCCUGAACCGAGAGCAAAUUCUGCGUCUUUUGCAGGACUUUAAGGGCAGCAUUGGCUUCAGAAAUGGCAGCGACAUGGACGAGGAUGUGCGCAAGUCAGCCCAAGAUGCCUUGCAACAUGGACCCCAAGAAGAUGCAGAAUCUGGCAAAGGCUGUGAUUGGAUCGGUGGCAUCUUGCUAGCAUGGACGUCUCCUCCGGUGGUUCGUGAUGUGAAACCAGAGGUGCAGAAGCACUUCCCACGGCCAAUCUCCCCUGGUGAUGUGCUGAACUCUGUGGAUGGAGAGCAGGUUGGCCACAAGUCUAGGGACGAAAUCCUUCGAGCUUUUGUCCACUUCGACGGUCAGCUGGGCUUUCGCUCGAAGCAUGCCACUGGUCUCGCGGAUCUUCUCCGUCGCUUGGGGGAUUUGCAGUUUGAUGUUGUGAACAUCUUGAAUUACGAACCUCUGGAUGCUGGCCCGUUCAAUCACUCGAACCUGUUGUGUUUUUGGCGCCUCAUGCCACGUGAUCCAAAGGGUCCAAAGGGCCCAAAGGACCAAACAUCCAAGAAAUCGAAGUCGGAAGAGCAAGCAGAGAUGGCGGUGCUGCGAGCUCAGCUGGAGUUGGCCAGGGCUGAACGCGCCAGAGCAGAUGAGAAGAUCCGACGUUUGGAACGGCAGCUCCUUGGAGAGGCGGGCGCUUCCAAGUCAUCCAAGUCAUCCAAGUCGCCAGAAUCCCCGGCUGAAACAUCAGAUUCUUCAUGCGGAGCUGAAGCAUCAGAUGCCAGUCAUAGCCAGGCGGAAUCUGAUGAAACGCCCAAGUCACCCAGCAAGUCACCCAGAAAUGCUGGAGUUGAUUGGGGAGAGAUGUUUCUGGACAUGUUGAUGGAAGGAAUCGGAGAUGGUUUUCCUGGAUCGAUUCGCCAGUCAGCACAGGAAGCCUUGCGUGAUGGGCCACAGCAACGACAUGACAAUCAUUGGACAGGUUCGACAGGUUGCAACUGGAUUGGUGGCAUCCGACUUGCGUGGACAUCGCCGCCAACUGUGCAAGAAGUCCAACGGCAUGUUCAAGAACAUUUCCCAAGGCCAAUUCAACCUGGUGACUCUUUGAGUAAAGUUGAUGGCAAAUCUGUGAAGGGUUUAAGCCGGCAAGACAUCCUAGGCCUUUUGCGGAAGUUCAAGGGAAACAUUGGCUUCAAGAGAGGAAGCCAUGAUAUGGCGAUCAGGGAAUCAGCCAAGCAUGCAUUAAAGAAAGGUCCAGAGAAGGAUGCCGAGCACAGCGAGGGGCAAAAUUGGAUUUGGGGGUUCCUCUUUGCUUGGACAUCUCCACCCGUGGUGCGUGAGGUGCAACCAGAGGUUCAACAGCAUUUCCCGAACCCAGUCAAUCCAGGUGAUGUCUUGCAUCAGGUUGACAACAAGCUUGUUGGCAAGCUGAGUCGCGAAGAAAUCUUGAAGCUUCUCGUUAAGUACAAGGGCAGCAUUGGCUUCCAAAGUCGUCAUGGUGACGAUUACCGAAAGUCGGCACAGGAUGCUUUGCAACACGGACCCCAAGAAGAUGCAGAAUCUGGCAAAGGCUGUGAUUGGAUCGGCGGCAUCUUGCUGGCAUGGACGUCUCCUCCAGUGGUUCGUGAUGUGAAACCAGAGGUGCAGAAGCACUUCCCACGGCCAAUCUCCCCUGGUGAUAUCUUACGCCAGAUUGAUGGCAAGCAUGUCAGAGGCCUGAACCGAGAGCAAAUUCUGCGUCUUUUGCAGGACUUUAAGGGCAGCAUUGGCUUCAGAAAUGGCAGCGACAUGGACGAGGAUGUGCGCAAGUCAGCCCAAGAUGCCUUGCAACAUGGACCCCAAGAAGAUGCAGAAUCUGACAAAGGCUGUGAUUGGAUCGGCGGCAUCUUGCUGGCAUGGACGUCUCCUCCAGUGGUUCGUGAUGUGAAACCAGAGGUGCAGAAGCACUUCCCACGGCCAAUCUCCCCUGGUGAUAUCUUAUGCCAGAUUGAUGGCAAGCAUGUCAGAGGCCUGAACCGAGAGCAAAUUCUGCGUCUUUUGCAGGACUUUAAGGGCAGCAUUGGCUUCAGAAAUGGCAGCGACAUGGACGAGGAUGUGCGCAAGUCAGCCCAAGAUGCCUUGCAACAUGGACCCCAAGAAGAUGCAGAAUCUGGCAAAGGCUGUGAUUGGAUCGGCGGCAUCUUGCUGGCAUGGACGUCUCCUCCAGUGGUUCGUGAUGUGAAACCAGAGGUGCAGAAGCACUUCCCACAGCCAAUCUCCCCUGGUGAUAUCUUACGCCAGAUUGAUGGCAAGCAUGUCAGAGGCCUGAACCGAGAGCAAAUUCUGCGUCUUUUGCAGGACUUUAAGGGCAGCAUUGGCUUCAGAAAUGGCAGCGACAUGGACGAGGAUGUGCGCAAGUCAGCCCAAGAUGCCUUGCAACAUGGACCCCAAGAAGAUGCAGAAUCUGACAAAGGCUGUGAUUGGAUCGGUGGCAUCUUGCUGGCAUGGACGUCUCCUCCAGUGGUUCGUGAUGUGAAACCAGAGGUGCAGAAGCACUUCCCACAGCCAAUCUCCCCUGGUGAUAUCUUACGCCAGAUUGAUGGCAAGCAUGUCAGAGGCCUGAACCGAGAGCAAAUUCUGCGUCUUUUGCAGGACUUUAAGGGCAGCAUUGGCUUCAGAAAUGGCAGCGACAUGGACGAGGAUGUGCGCAAGUCAGCCCAAGAUGCCUUGCAACAUGGACCCCAAGAAGAUGCAGAAUCUGACAAAGGCUGUGAUUGGAUCGGUGGCAUCUUGCUAGCAUGGACGUCUCCUCCGGUGGUUCGUGAUGUGAAACCAGAGGUGCAGAAGCACUUCCCACAGCCAAUCUCCCCUGGUGAUAUCUUAUGCCAGAUUGAUGGCAAGCAUGUCAGAGGCCUGAACCGAGAGCAAAUUCUGCGUCUUUUGCAGGACUUUAAGGGCAGCAUUGGCUUCAGAAAUGGCAGCGACAUGGACGAGGAUGUGCGCAAGUCAGCCCAAGAUGCCUUGCAACAUGGACCCCAAGAAGAUGCAGAAUCUGGCAAAGGCUGUGAUUGGAUCGGUGGCAUCUUGCUAGCAUGGACGUCUCCUCCGGUGGUUCGUGAUGUGAAACCAGAGGUGCAGAAGCACUUCCCACGGCCAAUCUCCCCUGGUGAUGUGCUGAACUCUGUGGAUGGAGAGCAGGUUGGCCACAAGUCUAGGGACGAAAUCCUUCGAGCUUUUGUCCACUUCGACGGUCAGCUGGGCUUUCGCUCGAAGCAUGCCACUGAGAUCGGUCUCACGGAUCUUCUCCGUCGCUUGGGGGAUCUGUGA
Cladocopium goreaui is the source of this 4482-nucleotide messenger RNA. The record is from the annotation of a GenBank genome assembly. Lineage: Eukaryota; Dinophyceae; Suessiales; Symbiodiniaceae.